AUGGGUGCUGAUUGCGAUCAGUGUUUACCGUUUUACAACGACAGACCGUGGAGAGCUGGAACUGCGAAUGAAGCGAAUGAGUGCAUUGCCUGCAAUUGUAGUCACCUUUCGAAUCGUUGCUAUUAUGACCAUGAUUUGUUCGAGAAGACUGGAAGUGGUGGACAUUGUGUGGACUGUGCCGGAAAUACUCAGGGUCCACACUGUGAAGAAUGUGCGGCGAACAACUGGAGACGUCGCGGAGAGCACUAUUGUGUCGCCUGUAAUUGUAACGAGAUUGGAUCGCUGACUUUACAAUGCGAUGAAACUGGUCAAUGUCCAUGCAAACCUGGUGUCGAUGGACAGUUCUGUGACCAUUGCAAGAACGGAUUCUAUGAAUUCUCAAAAACUGGAUGCAAGGAUUGCGAAUGCGAAGCAGCAGGAUCGUUCAAUAAUGAGCCACGGUGCAACUCGAAAAGUGGUGACUGUGCGUGUAAACUGAACGUUGAAGGACGUCAGUGCAACAAAUGCAAACCAGGCUAUUUCGAUUUGUCAACUGAUAACCGUUUCGGUUGCACACCGUGCUUCUGUUAUGGUCACUCGUCCAUCUGUACUACGGCUGACGGUUAUUAUGCGAUGAAUAUUUCAACGGAUUUCAUUACUGGUAAAGAGAAAUGGUCAGCGAUGUCACUACGUGGACCACAGGACGCGCAGUGGUCAGAAAUGGACAAAGCACUAGCCGUGUCUGAUGUCGACGGUACUCCAGUCUAUUUUAUCGCACCGCAACAAUUCACUGGAGAUCAGCGUGCCUCUUAUAAUCAAGAUCUUUGGUUUACACUUCGCGUGCAGCAAGGUCAAAUACAACCAAGCGUCAGAUGUUACAGUGAUAGCGAUAACCCUGACUGUCCAUGUCCCAGCACUCUUCUUUGCCAGUACGUCUAUCUAACGCCAACAUUCGAUGAUGGUCUUUGCUCAUUCUAUUGGGAUGUUGUAAUCGUUGGUGCAGAUGGUCAAGAGCUUUCGCUGCCGAUCUUCGCGCAAGACAACCCAACACCCAACUCGAAUGAACAACACUAUCGAUUUCGUAUCCACGCCAAUCCAAUCUUCCAAUGGAGUCCACGACUCAAUGAACUCGAUUUCAUCGGUGUACUAUCGAAUGUCAGCGCUAUCAAAAUUCGAGGCACUUACUCAAACGGAGAUGUUGGCUUUUUGAGUAAUGUGCAUUUGGGUACGGCGAGUUUGGCGGUUUCGGGCGAUAAUCCGAAGGAAGCGAAAUGGGUCGAAUCUUGCAGUUGUUUGGAGGGCUUCGUCGGUCAAUUCUGUGAGUCAUGUGCGCCUGGCUACAAGCGUGAACUGAAAUACGGUGGACCGUUCAAUAGAUGCAUUAAAUGUGACUGCCAUGGACAUUCCGAAUCAUGCGACGCCGAAUCAGGUCAGUCUCCAGCUCAACUCUCAUAUUUAGAUGUCUUUGUUAGAGAAAUUGAGUGA
Molecule: messenger RNA, 1464 nt
Organism: Anisakis simplex (herring worm)
Lineage: Eukaryota; Metazoa; Nematoda; Chromadorea; Rhabditida; Anisakidae
Source: the annotation of a GenBank genome assembly